Drosophila busckii is the source of this 993-nucleotide messenger RNA. RefSeq lists its product as uncharacterized. NCBI's taxonomy places the organism in Eukaryota, Metazoa, Arthropoda, Insecta, Diptera, Drosophilidae. The record is from RefSeq and is a predicted model, not a curated record. The transcript is spliced from 2 exons. Bases 1 to 993 code for a protein of 330 amino acids.
AUGUCUAUUACAAGCAACGUCAAUAAUGUUGCAGCAAUUUUGGACUUAUACAACGAGAAAUUAAAUUUCUUUGAUCUAAUAUCACCCAAUGGACUUGAUGACUUGAUGUAUCGCACAACAGAAAAUGUUUCAUUGGAGACAUUUGGUACACUAGACAAGGCUAGAAUAUCGUAUACAUCGCUGAGUGGUGAGAUCCUCCAAUGGUGCACAGCUCUAAAUAACUCAUUGGUAUUGGAGGGCGAGGUGCCAGAUUCAAAUCCGGAUGACCAAUUCUUGACACUCCACGUGACUAAAGAAUUGGAAAAGAUGAAAGAAUAUUAUGAUUCAAUCCCGACGAAUAGUACACUGGCAAAAAAUGUUGAAGACAUCAGUGUAUAUAUUUCAAUUAAAGGCGAAAUUCUUACAAUGAACGUCACUCACGGCAAUAUAACGGAUAACGUAGAGGAGCUGCUGCGAACUUAUAUACCAAAAUUGAAAGCCCAAGAUAACAUUACGAAGAAUAUUGUGACAACAACCUUUAGUGGUGAAUUAAGCUACGCAAAACGCAUAAUAAACGAGUCCCUUUCUAUGAUUGCGGCUGGCAAUCCUUACAAAUUAAGCAAGACUGUUUUGAUGGAAAAGUGUAAACCUAUUCUGGCUAAUUCGACAGCAGCACAUUUGCAAAGGAAUGGCAACCGAUUAAUCUUGUCGUCAGAGAAAGACAGUUUGGUUUUAAACAAAACUGAAGGAGCUCCAGACGCUUGUGAAGCCAUCCUAUCCAUACCAACUGUGACUCAAUUGAAGAAGUUAUAUCGCGAUGAACAGUACAUUGCAAGCUUUUUCGACUCAAUCAACAAAUCCAAUUUACAAGAGUGCAAAAGUUACAUGACAUCAUUUGUAAAGAGUUCCUUUAUAUCGUGGGGUUAUCUAAUUUUGAAAGAUUCUCAGUCAAUGAAAAUUUCUAUUCAAUUAUCCAAACCUGACUCAACUCCACAAGUUACUGUUGUGAAUUAA